AAUGUUAAGUGCUUAAGAAAUCAAUAAGUAAAACAACUUUAUGCUAUAUCUAUCUUUGUUUGAAGUAUAAUGAGAUCUACUAUAUAAUCUAGUUUGAAAAAAAUAAAUAGAGGACUAAGAAAUUCUGUAAAACAUAAACAACAGGAAAAUAAUUUAAUACUCAUUAGUUUCACAUAUUAUAAGAAUAUACAUGAU
Molecule: messenger RNA, 195 nt
Organism: Paramecium pentaurelia
Lineage: Eukaryota; Ciliophora; Oligohymenophorea; Peniculida; Parameciidae
Source: the annotation of a GenBank genome assembly